AUGAGAUUUCCAUUACCCGCCGACACGUUUCCCGCUCUUUCGCUGUCUCUACAUGAUCAAGAGGCAUUGAAAAGCCUCGCGUAUGCUUUUGUAGAUGAUGCGAUGGUCGAGUAUCGAACCUUUCGAUCCCCACCACUUAAUGGCACUAUUGACGAGUCUUGUUUUAAAAUAAUCAAAAAACGGGAUGGCCUUACGUCAUAUCUAGACCGGAAAGUCGCAGUUCAGACGUUAAGAAAUAGUCCAGUAAUGAGAAAUUCAAUACAGGAGAGUGUGGGCUCCAUGAGCUUCUCGAGGAACUUGCAUGGCGUCCUGACAGUUGGAACAAUCAACGGGUUACUUGGCAAUCAAAUGUAUGGCGUGCAUCAAAACAGCACAGAGCUCAUGCGGAUCACGUCGGCAUACAUGAAUGACAUGAACGCGGAUGGGAGAAUUCUCAGUGAAAUCUGCCCACCAACUCCUGAAGACCCUGUACAUGGACUUCACAUUAAAUGGAGCGUUUCCUGCUUCGCACCUACGUUACUUCAUCACAUCGUUCGACCACGAGAUUUCGUGUAUUUAGACGGUACAGGAAUCGUGAAAGAUGAGAUAACAGGCGAGAAGAUUGGGUAUUGUGUUGUGCAUUCACUCGAAAUUCCAGGCAUUCGAGAAUUGGUCGAGUACCAAAUUGUGCGUGCCACGAUCUCAAUCUGUGCAUUGUUUCGACAAAAAUCAAAUGGCGUCGUGGAAGUUUACCUUAAAGGUUUUGUCGACUCCAAGGGCGACAUCCGCACAAAAGUUGCGAUUUCUGCCACGGCUGAAGCGUUAAUGUCGUAUCGCAACGGAACAUAUUGUGGUCAGAUGAAGAAGCUAAAUUGGCUGCUGAAAACUAAAAACAUGGUAAUGCUCGAUCAAUUUAGUGGCAUGUGCUUCGUGUGUCAAAAGACGGUAAAAAUGUCUUCACAUGAUAAUUUGUGUCAAGUAUGUAUGAAUCAAGUGUGCUCGUCAUGCAGUGAAGCUCAUAAUCUGGUGUUUCUGUCCUCCACACGGCAAAUAAGACGUCGGAAUGUGUCAUUCUGUGCUCGAUGUAUUCGGGUUGCUAAAUUAGCUGAUGGACUUGAAAUUGCGGCCGAAGAGUUGCGUCGAUCAAAUCCACUUGAAUAUCAUACAAUCUCUUCCAGUGAUGGUGAAUCACCUGUCUCGCCGUCGAGAUCGACUUUACCAAGCAAUCAGCAAGAAUUCUUUGGCGCCUAG
Molecule: messenger RNA, 1230 nt
Organism: Plasmopara halstedii
Lineage: Eukaryota; Oomycota; Peronosporomycetes; Peronosporales; Peronosporaceae
Product: Zinc finger, RING/FYVE/PHD-type
Exons: 1
Coding region: 1-1230 (409 amino acids)
Source: RefSeq, a predicted model, not a curated record